AUAAUCGUCAGUUGUCAGCGUCACGUUGGAGGAGAAGGACGUAGUGAGUCGUCGCUUUAGUUAGCCAGAAUCUUGUGUGGGGGGAGAGUAGAAUGUUUUUAUUUGUUGUCUGGACCAAAACACCUUGUGGGAGACUGUGUGACUCUUACGAGGGUCUGAACACCCAUGUGGACUUUGCAUCUCAGAACCCGAUGUAAAAACUGCUGAAUAUUGUGCAACACAUACCUAAACAUUGUAGAGGACAGCGUGAGCCAGCUACUUGGAUUUAAACAUCGCUGAGGACAGUAUAUUUCAGCAUCAGGCGAGUGGCAGAUGAUGGAGCAGCAAGCACUAGGCUGCGUGAGGCCAGCAGACAGUUAUCAACAAGAGCAGCAGACGACGAUGCUCUACGCCACACCAGCCUCACGACCUGUGGCCACUGACAGAAACUUCACCAGGGCAAAGGAGAAGAGAAAAACCAGUCGAGGAAGAACAGACGAUGCCCAGCCCCUCAGCAAGAGCAUGAUCGGCCCACCUAUUGACUUCCAACAUGUUAGUCACGUUAAUUUUGAUACCGCCUCAUCCUCCCCCCCGACCAACACCCCAUUCAGUGAGACUAUGCUAGAUCGACGGGAACAAGUGACAGUUGAUCCCCAGAGACAGAAACACAGCACCAACACGACGGAGAAUCACAAUAACCUGAAGAAGACCAAGAAACUCAGCCGACGUGACUCCAGUACUCGACUCCAAGACCAUCCCGCGUCACAAGUUAGGAAGGUCACGAUUGGUCCGCCCACUAACUUCCAGCACGUUACUCAUGUUGGGUUUGAUGACACAGCGACCUCAAAUGUUAUCGAGGAGAGACGCGAGGUACACGACUCGUCCAAACCAACGAGUCUACGUGAGGCGCGAGCACCUGACAUAACGAGUCGUAGCUUUUCCUGUGAUUCUACUGAUGUUGGCCAGCGGGAGGCCCAGUGGGGGUACCAACAAUGGUCCAGACCUGACGGUGAUGAAUACCAGCAGGAGGCUCAGUGGGAGGACCAGCCAUGGUCAAAACCAAACUGUGAUGGUGAUAAACAAAAGGACCAGCGGGAGAGCCGUCGAUGGUCCAGACCUGAUGAGGAGGAGGAACAAUGGGAGGAACAAUCAUGGCCCAAUUUGCCUGACGACCUCUCCUCGUCCAUCCUUCCACCUCCUGCAGGGUUCAGGAAGGAGAUGAUCGGUCCGCCCACCAACUUCCAACAUGUACUUCACGUCGGCCCAGAUGUUGUGGACACUGAACUGGAACUAUUGAUGAAGAUGGCAAAUCUAAAUCAACAAGAUAAAUCCGAUGUGAAGGCUACAGACAGUGUUAUGGCUGGUGUCGAGGAGAGACCGGGAGAGGACACCACACAGCCUCAGCACCUGACCAUCCAGCUCGACGCAGAUGACACUCCCUCCACCACACACAUCCCUACCCCGCCACCCAGGUUCAGGAGGAGCUUAGGUGGGUCCCCGGCCUCUAGCUACCAGCAUGUGAGUCACGUUAGGUUCAGUGACGCUACCACGACCCUGCACCAGGUGAGUCAAGACCAGCAUCACCUCCAACCAACCAGAGAGACACAGACCAAUUCAGAGGAACAGCUGCCUUUCCCAGUGACCGAAAAUGUUAUAUUUGACUAUCCGGACCUCGGGCAGGAGGAGCCCCGGUGGGACAACCAGGAGUGGUCUAGGUCCAGCAGCGACGGAGGUCAGAGGGAAGCCCAUUGGAAGAGCCAGCGAUGGUCCAGGCCUGACUUGCAAGACGAUCUUCCCCCGCCUCUUACCCCGCCACCUGUAGGCCUAAGGAAAGUCAUGAUUGGUCCACCCACCAACUUUCAGCAUGUACGUCAUGUCGACCAGAGCAACGCCAGACAGGAAGCACAGCACCUGACGAAGGCCAGUAGGAACGACCAAUCAGCACCUGACCUCGAGACUUCUAAAUCCAUGCCGAAUUUGAUGGAAAGACGUGAGGGACUGAGGAAAGCGAGGAGCCAACAGGAUGACAGGCACGGUGUCAUAGGCAUUUCCUUUACGACCCGACUGUCAUCACCGCCUCCCCCCAGGAUGAGGAAGGACAUGAUUGGUCCACCCACCAACUUUCAACACGUCACUCAUGUUGGCUUCGAUGACAACACAACAUCCCAGGUGAACCAAGGGAGUCAGCAUCACCGCGACUCGUUCACAGAGAAACAGACUGGCUGGGAUGAAAAACAAAGAACCGAAACUAAGGCUCGAAUCUUUCAUCGUGAUUCAGUGGACAGCGAGGGAGGGCAGCAGCAGAAACAGAGAUGGGAGAAACAGAGAUGGUCCAGCCCUGUCACCCUAGAGGACUCCACCACCCCACCCUGUUCCCCGCCUCCUGUCAUAAGUAAGGAUAUGAUUGGUCCUCCCACCAAUUUCAAACACGUACGUCACCUGGACCCAGACAGUGUCCAGCAGGAGCUACAACACCUGACGAAGGAGGGUGAUGUCAAGGUUAGCAGACGUCCAUCAACACGCCGUGACCAGACAGAACCAUCCCCUCCUACAAGAGUGAGGAAACAUAUGAUUGGGGCGCCUACCAACUUCCAACACGUUGCCCAUGUGGGGAUUAAUGCAUCUUGGCAGGCCAAUAAUAACGACGGCGACCAGCAGCAGGAGGGUUCUACGUCACUGGACACUUCAGCCCAACAUCACACAGUUGACGGGGAGACCUGAAACAACAACCAAUGAAAUUACCGGGAGGCUAUGAGGCUCCCAGUUACCCCUAGUAGGAGGAUCGUCCCCCCCCCCCUCGUCCAUCACCACCACGAGAGGCUCUUCCCGGUCCGGUGAUCUUACUGGGAGUCUAUUGGUGGAUAGUAAGACGCAAUCAACUCCGAUAGUACAAGAGUUGAAGGGGUUAUCGUGGCUUAAUCCUUAUCUUCCAAGAACACUCAUGGAUCACCUGAAGAUUAGACACCCUAGCUUAUUUCACUUGAGGAUUAACCUAACCUAACCAAACCACCCCCAUUCCCUCGUCUCCUUACACUAGGUAUAGAAUUAGGAUGGUAUCAAGUCAGUGUACUCUAGUUAAACUCAGGUGUUUAAUCUACAGGUAAUUCAACAACACUUAAUAAUAAUAAUAAUAAUAAUAAUAAUAAUAAUAAUAAUAAUAAUAAUAAUAAUAAAACACAUUACAUAAUUAAGACUAAAGGAAGUGAAUUAAAGUAUUAUGAAGUUUACUUGUGAUAUACAGUGUAGACAGUACAGUAUAAAUAAAUAAAUAAAUAAAUAUAUUACGUAGAGAUAUGAAGAGAAAGAAUUAUGGCAUUUAUUACGAAAUUAUAUGUGAGUAUGAGAAC
Homarus americanus (American lobster) is the source of this 3326-nucleotide messenger RNA. RefSeq lists its product as uncharacterized. The transcript has 18 exons. The coding region runs from base 313 to 2700 and encodes 795 amino acids. Gene Ontology annotation, molecular function: small GTPase binding. Lineage: Eukaryota; Metazoa; Arthropoda; Malacostraca; Decapoda; Nephropidae. Gene Ontology annotation, biological process: regulation of Rho protein signal transduction. The record is from RefSeq and is a predicted model, not a curated record.